Molecule: messenger RNA, 4032 nt
Organism: Salpingoeca rosetta
Lineage: Eukaryota; Choanoflagellata; Craspedida; Salpingoecidae
Exons: 28
Coding region: 95-3775 (1226 amino acids)
Biological process (GO): proteolysis
Cellular component (GO): cytosol
Molecular function (GO): tripeptidyl-peptidase activity; serine-type endopeptidase activity
Source: RefSeq, a predicted model, not a curated record
GCCGCCGCAACCGACAACCACCCAACGAUCGACACAAACAACCAAACCAACCAAACCCCAUCAUCAUCCAAACCCCCAGCCCACCACCAUCGCCAUGACCACUGUUGCCGACAACACGCAUGCUGCUGAGCUGUCUGCGCUGAUUCCCGCGCAAGAGACUGGUGCCCUUGCUAUUCAGCGCAACGACCCGGAGUGUGACGGGCGUGGCAUCCGCAUCGCCGUCUUUGACACGGGUGUCGACCCUGCGGCCCUUCAUCUCAAGACCACCACCGAUGGCAAGCCAAAGAUCAUCGACAUCGUUGACACCACAGGGAGUGGUGACGUUGACAUGAAGAAGGUUGUCAAGCUCGGAGAUGACCGCUCCUUCAAGACGCUUACAGGCCGCACCUUCAAGGUGCCGGAGGCGUGGGCGUGCCCGAGUGGUGAAGUCCGUGUGGGCGUGAAGGCGGCCUUUGAGCUAUUCCCAACGCCGCUGAUUCGCCGACUCAAGCGCAAGCGGAAGGAAGACUGGGAGAAGAAAGCGCGUGCAGUGACGCGGGCGGCGGAGGCCGAGGAGACGGCGGCAAAGGACAAGACCCCCGACGACGAGGCACGGCUGAAGGAGCUCAAGGCGCGGGUUGGGGCGCUGUCGUCCCACGUGGGCGGAUACGCAGACCACGGGCCCGUCCUCGACUGCAUCGCCUUCAACAACGGCACGGAGUGGAUGGCCGUGGUUGCUGACGAGACUGUGACGGACUUGAGCAGCGUCAGCCCCAUGGGCGAUUACAAGCAACGGCAGGAGUACGGCCUGUUCUCUGACGAGGACCAGAUGUCGUACUCGUUCAAGUUCUACGCAGACGGCGACAUCCUCUCCAUCGUCACCACCUCAGGCUCGCACGGCACGCACGUUGCGGGCAUCCUGGGAGCGCACGACGAGAGCAGCAGCGAGCGCAACGGCGUCGCGCCCGGGGUGCAGGUCGUCUCCGUGAAGAUUGGGGACGGGCGCUUGGACUCGAUGGAGACCGGUGCCGGCAUCAUCCGCGGUGUCAACGCCGCCAUCGACAACGGCUGCCACCUCAUCAACAUGUCCUUUGGCGAGGCAAGCGCCGUGCCAAACGCCGGGCAUGUGGUGCGUGCGCUGCAGGAUGCUGUGCGGGAGAAAGGCAUCAUCUUCAUUGGCUCUGCGAGCAACAGCGGCCCAGCCCUCUCCACCCUCGGCUGCCCCGGCGGCCUCUCCUCUGCCCUCAUUGGCGUGGGCGCGUACGCCUCCUCCGCACUCAUGGCCUCCUCCUAUGCACUGCCCCACCCCGUACCGGAUGUGCAGUACACGUGGUCGUCGCGCGGGCCCACGCCCGACGGCGCCACCGGCGUGUGCAUCUCCGCACCGGGCGGCGCCAUCACGGACGUGCCGACGUACAACCUCAAGAGCACGCAACUGAUGAACGGGACGUCCAUGUCGAGCCCAAACAUGUGCGGAUCUGCCGCGGUCCUCCUCUCCGCCCUCAUGAAGCGCGGUAUCCCGUGGUCUCCAUUCAGCGUGCGCAAGGCGCUUGAGAACACGGCAAAGCCUUUGAGCGGGAGCACACCGCUGGACAACGGGCAGGGCGUGGCGCAGGUGGACAAGGCCCUGGACCUCCUCGUGAACCAUCGCGACGACCUGUCCUUCCUGCCAGAGUACAAGGUGGAGGCUGGCUACUUUGCCAUGGGUGGGCGUGGCAUCUACCUUCGUGAUCCAGGCCACUUUACGCAAGACCGCGUGGAGGCAAUUGUGUCCGUCACGCCGUCCUUCCACAAGGACACGCCCAAGGAGGACCUCAUUCACUUCGAGUGCCCACUGUCGCUGGUGUGCGACAAGUCGUGGGUGAACGUCGCCAGCUUCCUCCUCAUGAACAACAGCACCCGCUCCUUUGGCGUGCAUGUGAACACGGGGGACCUUGAACCCGGCCUGCACUACACGGAGAUUCGCGCGUACCGCGUUGGAGAUGCCGAUGCUGGCCCCGUCUUCCGCGUGCCCGUGACGGUGUGCAAACCAACGCCGCUCGCCGCGCCCCAGAGCACCGCCACCACCAGCGCAGUCAUGUCCGCAGGCGCCGUGAAGCGCUACUUCUAUGCUGUCCCCUCUGGGGUGACCGGGUGCAAGGUGACAGUGACUGGCGGCGCCUUUGAGGGCUCGCGUCGCUUCAUCCUCCACGCCGUGCAGCUCGCACACCAGAAGCCCUUCAACAACGCAGAGCUGCACCGGUUCUUUGCGCUCCGAGAGCGCGAGACGACGACGUUUGAGCUCGCCAUCAACGGGGACCGCGGGCUGGAGGUGUGCGUUGCGCAGUGGUGGUCGUCGGCCGGCGCGUGCGACAUCACCAUCACCGUCGAGUUUAUUGGCCUCGACCUCAGGGGCGAUCGCACAUUCGCAGGGCCCGCCCGCCUGGAUGCGCUGUGCACGCUGGGUAAAGUGACGCUGCAGCCCAAGGUGCAGUACACGACGCUCGAGCGCGUCAUCUUCCCCGUGCGUGCAGGCACCGUCCGCCCGCUGCGGGAGGAGCGAAACGUGCUGAUUGACGGGAGCCACAUGUACGCGCUCGAGCUCUCCUACUCCUUCUCCCUCAGCGACAAGGCGAACGUGUACCCCGUGCUGCCUGGGGUGUCUGACUUCCUGUACGAGGGCGACAUGCACAACCAGCUGUGGAUGAUCUUUGACGACAACAACCGCAUCCUGCAGCGCGGCGACGCAUUCCCCAACCGCUACAAGACGGACCUCAAGAAAGGCUCAUACACCAUCGUCUACCAGCUGCGCCAUUCGAGCAAGUCGAAGCUCGAGGACAUGAAGGAGUCCCACAUUCUCCUCAUCCAGAAGCUCAAGUCUCCGCUGAGUGCGAGCGUGUACAGCGUGCAGCCCGGCACCACCGCCCAGCAGUCCUUCUCAAAGAUGGACCUCGUCCGCGGCAGGAGUGUGCCUGUGUUUGUUGAGCCCGUGAAGGCGUCGAAGCUUCCCAAAGAUGCUGCGCACGGGGACGUGUUGAGCGGCACCAUCACCAUGGCCGCCGAUGCACAGUGGUCGACGUGGUGCGUGCGCGCGCUGGUGACCAAGGGCAAAGUGAAGCCUGCCGAGACCACCAGCAGCAGCAGCAAGAAGAGCAAGAAGAACAAGAAGAACAAGGCGUACAAGGACGCAAUCAAAGCUGCAGACCUCGACUUUAUCAAGAGCGCGACGAAGGACGAUGUUGACGUGCUGGCUGAGAUUGGGGAGCGCCAUGCCGGUGCCCUCGAUGUGCAGCUCGCUGUCAUCACCAAGCGCUUUGACCUCACAGACAGCAAGGAGAGCCUGCUGCCGCUGAUUGAGGAGGCCGUGGACAGCGUGGACACGCGUGCGCUUGCAGAGUACUUUGGGCGGACAGAUGUUGUUGAGGAGGAGACGCAGGAGGCGAAGGACGCCGCGGCCAAACGCAAGGAAGACAUGACAUCCACCAAGUCGAACCUCAUCGCCCUCUUGCUUCUCCAGCUCAAGUGUGCGCUUGAGCUGGAAGGGGACGCCCGCACCAACACGGCCCGCACCGCCAUCACCAACGCAAAGCGCUGGACAGACCCAUACAAGGACUCGAAGUGGGCACUGUCGCUUGCCAAGUACCACAUGGCGCGUGAGGAGUACGGACAGGCGCUGCAAUGCAUUGGCGACGAGACGAGCAAGGACGCCUUUGAGCUCAAGCAGCAGCUCUUUGACAAGCUCGGCUGGACGGAUCUGUUUGACAGCCGCAGCGUGCACGUGCUCUUCCCCAGCGCCCGCCCCCUCUUUGUGGAGUGAUGUGAUGCGCUGUUGAUGCUGAUGUGUCCCCUCACAUCAUCACCAAGCACACGAAGUACACCAAGGCGAGGCAAACCAACCAAAGCGAGGCCAAGCUCUUUUCCAUUUGCCACUCUUGUUGUUGUUCGUCACUGCCAGAAGUGUCGAGUCAGCAUUUUCUGUUUUGUGAAUGUUUUCCACCAAAAACCGCUUUGAUCACACACAAACAGAAAAAACGGCCGACAAAACACUGAAGCAAGAAGGAGACAGAGCGAGAG